UUCUCUACUUCUCUACUUCUCUACUUUAACCUCAAAUGUCCCUACAAAUAUCAAAUCCACCAAUCAAAAUUCGACACCCUUUAUUCUCUAUUUCUCUAUCUCUUUUCAUUAUAUGCCUUGUUCUUGUCCCAUAGAUCUUGAUCCCACCGGCCAUACCAAUCACUGUUAUUCCUCUUCUCUUCCUCCACAAAAACAAGAACCAAUUUUCCUUUCCUUUUCUUUCCUUUUUCUCUUUUCCUUUUUAUAUUCAAAAAUCUUCAGUUUCCUUAAUUUUCUUCUUUAAUAUCGUUCUCAGAAAUCUCAUAUUGUUAUAUGUAAGGUUCAAUCCAGUUCUUAGUCUCUCUUCUUUUUUCUCUUCUAGCGAUCUGUGUAGCUUUGGAUCUAAUUUGUGUUGAAUUCUUCAAAUUCACUGCAUUUCCUCAACUGGCUUCCUUUGGGUUUCCGAUUUUCUUCAACUUCUAUGUGUUUUAUUUUUUAACUGUUUCGAAAUUGGGCUGAUGAAACGAGGAAUUGGGAUUCUCUCUCCAGCGACCUACCUACGAAAUUCCGGCUGCUCCAAGUGGACGCCGGAGGAGAACAAACGGUUCGAAAAUGCUUUGGCUUUGUUUGAUAUAGAUACGCCGGACCGGUGGGUGAAAGUCGCCGCCAUGAUUCCCGGAAAAACCGUCUGCGAUGUGGUGAAACAGUACAGAGAGUUGGUGGAGGACGUGAGUGAUAUUGAAGCAGGGCUUGUUCCGGUUCCGGGGUAUGGCGUUGGGAACUCUUUUGUGUUGGAGUGGUCGAGUGAUGGCGGAGGGUUUGCACCGAUGUAUAUCGGCGCCGGGAAGAGAGGCGGUUGCGGUCGGCCUUCCGAUCAGGAGAGGAAGAAGGGAGUGCCUUGGACUGAGGAAGAGCACAGGCAAUUCUUGAUGGGGUUGAAGAAGUAUGGUAAAGGAGAUUGGCGAAACAUCUCUCGUAGCUUUGUCACGACAAGGACUCCAACGCAAGUGGCUAGUCAUGCUCAGAAGUACUUCAUUAGACAACUUACGGGAGGAAAAGACAAAAGAAGAUCAAGCAUCCACGAUAUCACGACUACCCAUCUUUUCGAUAACUCAAUUAAUCAACCGGGCAACCAUGAUAAAACCUCCCCACCUUCUUACGUCGGAGUUAAAAUGGCUCCACUUUGUGGGAUAUCUUCACUUCGACCCAAACUACUGCAAGACCAAAUCUUUCUUAGAAGCAAUAACUUUCAUGGCUGCCAAAAUGUUAAUCCUUACAGCCCCAAUAUUGUUUUUCAAGGGCAAAGGGAUCAACAAUAUCAGUGAGCUUUACUGUAUGGGUUAGAACUUUGGUAAAUAAAUGAGUGUGAAGUUGGAAUGUGAAUGUGUGGGAUUAAUGAACUAAUUGAACCUCUUUUUUUUUCUUUUUUUUUUUUUGUUAAAUAUAUAUAAAGAAGUACUUAGUUGUGUAAAAUUACUUUUCUUUUUUUAGUGGAAAUCUCAAGGUGGCAAGAGCUAUUGGGAAUUCAAACAUUCCAAUUCCAUAAAGAAAGUGCCCCACAAAACCUUUGAAAGAGGGGGAAAAGAUUAUUGUAAAUACUAUUAUUAUUUUUCUUUUUUAAACCUUGUUAUUAUUCCAUUGGAAAUGAGAGAUUUAUGUGUA
Molecule: messenger RNA, 1641 nt
Organism: Cucumis sativus (cucumber)
Lineage: Eukaryota; Viridiplantae; Streptophyta; Magnoliopsida; Cucurbitales; Cucurbitaceae
Product: transcription factor DIVARICATA
Exons: 2
Coding region: 498-1304 (268 amino acids)
Molecular function (GO): DNA binding
Source: RefSeq, a predicted model, not a curated record